Molecule: messenger RNA, 1326 nt
Organism: Insectozyma verbasci
Lineage: Eukaryota; Fungi; Ascomycota; Pichiomycetes; Serinales; Debaryomycetaceae
Source: the annotation of a GenBank genome assembly
AUGUUUAAUGUUGGUAAAAAAUGUAUAAUUAAUAGAUCUUCAAGUAGAUUAAUAAGAUAUAAUUCAAGUAAAAAUAACAAAAGUGAUGAUAAAUUGGGUGGUUUUGAUUUAAACAAUUUAUUUAAACGUUUAGAUAUUGCAAGUGAAUUGGAAAAUGCACCAAAACAACAAUCUAAAAGUUCUUCAGCAGAGACAAGAACAAAUGAUUUUUCUCGAAAACGUGAUAAUCAACCAAGGUCCAGAGAUAAUAGAAAAAGGCUUACAGAUGAACAAUAUAAGGAAUUUAAAGAAUUGACUAAGCAUAGUUUUAUUCCACAAGCAGAAUUUAUUCCACUAAUGGAGCAAUUUGCAGCAGGAGGAAAAGAAGCUAUUAAAGAAUUACUACCAAAACAAAGUGAUCAGAUAAGAUCCUCCAGAGUGACUAGAAAAGAAAGGCUUACAGAUGAACAACUCAAGGAAUUUAAAGAAUUGACUAGUCAUAAAUUUAUACCAAAACCAGAAUACAUUAAAUUAAUGGAGUUAUUUGCAAAAGGUGGAAAAGAAGCUAUUGAAGAAUUUUUACUACCAAAAGAAAAUGAUGCUGUUUUUGAAUCAACUAAAAUGCAUGAAACAAAGCCAUUCAAUUUGAAUAAUUUCAAAGAUUUAGAAUCAAGAAAGAAGGAUUCUUUUAGGUAUAAUAGAUCAGAAAAUAAUGAAAAUAAAUCACAAACUGCCUUCAAAAGAACUACUACAUCAUCAAGGAAACCAUUUGUAAAGAAAAGAGAUGAUGCUAAACCACCAAUAUCACCCCCUAUUGAAUCGAAAUCCUUGAGCUCUGCUCCAUUCACUCCCAAAAUUAUACCUGAAGAUUUUUUCCAUAAUAAAAUACCAACUGUCCAAUCAACUAUAAGUCAAAGAUUUUCAUCAAUUUCAAAACUAGCUCUAUUAGAGAGUAACUUUCCAUUUAGAUUACCCAAAGAGGUAAUUGAGAAAGCUCCAAAAUCAACAAGAUCAAAAUUUAUAUUAUCUAAAUCAAGUUGGAAUUUAACUCCAAAUGCAACUAAAUUAAGUGAUAGAUUAAAAACAAUGUAUUAUGGUCAAAUACCUCAAUUAAAUACUGAUGGUGUUUCAACUGGUGAAUUGAGUACCGUUACUUCAUCAUAUUUAAAUAAUAAUGGUAAUUUACAAUUGCAACAAAAACAAUCAAUGUUUGAUAUUAUAAAUGGUAAAGUUAAUUUAAAAACAAUAUUUAAAGAUGCACAUUGGAAGAAAAUUCAACCGAAAAAAGCUAAAGUUGUAGAAACUAAGGCAGCUCCAACUCAAGGUAAAAAGAAAGGUAAAAAAUGA